Messenger RNA from Actinia tenebrosa (Australian red waratah sea anemone), 1824 nucleotides. Its product is annotated as octopamine receptor beta-2R-like. The record is from RefSeq and is a predicted model, not a curated record. NCBI's taxonomy places the organism in Eukaryota, Metazoa, Cnidaria, Anthozoa, Actiniaria, Actiniidae. Gene Ontology annotation, cellular component: membrane. Gene Ontology annotation, molecular function: G protein-coupled receptor activity. Gene Ontology annotation, biological process: G protein-coupled receptor signaling pathway.
ACAUGCGACGGAUCACAAAUUUACAUAAUCGUAGAUUCGCAACCAACUUUAUUUAAUUCAAUCAAACACUCGAACAGACUGUGAACAAGUUUUUACUUGUCCUUGGCACAAAGUGAUAACUAUAUCUAGAUUAUGUGGCAAAUUUUCUGAUCAACACCAAGAAGAAUAAUACUGCCUUGAUAUAAAGACUAUAAAAGUUCUAGACUCUACAUCUCUUGAAACCGUUUCAUUGCUGACAAGCUCCGAUCUGGCUAACGGUCAAAACUGAGGACAGUCUAUCAAGUACUGAAGUCAAAAGUUUAGAUACGCUUUUAAUUAAACAGACUUCGAAACUACGUUUCCGAAAGAGGAAUCCGUGUCUAUUAAAAAAGACUGAUUGGUGAAACACUCGAUAGACGUAUUUGAUGUGGCUUUGAAAAAACAUCUUGAAAAAGACUCCACUGAAGAAGCCAUGUCGAAUUAUAGCGGUAACAGCCAAGCUCGAGUGCCAGUUCCUGAGUUUCACUUAUGGUACUAUAUUAUUGAAGGUGUCCUGGGUUUUUUAACCGUUAUAGGCAAUGGAUUCGUAGUGUUUCUUAUAUCUACGCGUCGUCAUCUUCAAGUAAACCAUAACUUCUACAUCGUCUCGCUAGCACUGGCUGAUUUUCUCCUGGGUAUUUCUCUACCAACCUUUUCGAUCCUCUGCUCGUACUGUAUGAAAUGCGACUGGCUUGCAUUCUACAAGUUUUUCAACUUUUUUGCCUUCAGCUCAGUCGCUAAUCUAUGCCUGAUGACCUUUGAUCGCUACUUUGCUAUAAUUUAUCCUCUAAUAUACAUCAAUAGGAUGACCAAGAAGGUCCUAAUUGCAUCUGUGGCGAUAGCUUGGUUCGUUACUGCCGUUUUAGCCAUGCUUCCAUUUAUAUGGAUGUACGAUGCUGACAAAACAAUCGUCAAGAAAUACAACGAUGCUUACUACCUGACUUUACUGGUUGUUUUUGAGCUUAUACCUCUAGUAACUAUGCCAAUAGCCUAUUUUAGAAUCUUUAACGUUGUGCGGAAACACUCGAUUCAAGUAACAACACAAAGAGACCAGCUAAGCUAUAACAAUCAUCAACUGGAGAUGAAAGAUUCCAAGGAAAGCACGACCUCGAGCAACGAAAAUCAUGGACGUAACGACGAAGGAAAAGAAACCAAGAAAAAAAAGUCAAGCAUCUUUCCGCUUGACAAUGAUGCCGGCCGUUCCUCAAUAAUAGUCCUUGGACUCGUUAUACUUCUAUUCUCAUUGUGUUGGGCCUACGAUAUUUAUAUCACAUUGUGCACAAGAGUCCAUUUAUGCCGGAUUACAAACGUCCAUGAAGAGGGAAUAUCAAACAUCCUUAUAUACCUCAAUAGCGCCGUUAAUCCGUUCGUGUACUUUCUGUUCAAGAAGGACGUAAGGAGAGAAUUGGGGGCUUGUUUGAAGAGGAUUUGAAUUGUUUGACGUUAAUGGAUCAAUGUUGACUAUAACCAUUAAUGCGCACUUUAGUGUCUAAAUAAUAAUUAAGAUGUCGUGACCAGAUAUAUUUAUGGGAUCUGAUGUCAUAUGCUUGAUGCAUUAGUUAUCAGACUGAAUGAUCAGGACCGGUAAAGAAUAGACUAGAUUCGUGGUGAAGCGAGGUUUUCUCAUACAGAAAACAUGUCAUUCCCUAGAGUAUGAUUUCUUUGUUAACGGUUGUACAUGAAAAGACACAUGAAUAUGAAUACAAUUCAAGCAAAGAUUCUUAUUCUCAAGAGAAUGACACGUGUUCUGAAAUGGUAAAACAUCGCACCACAACGAAUAAAUUCCAUUUAAAAAUUAUGCCCUCA